ACAAUAAUAACUUUUCAUUUCUGUAUUUAUUUUAAUAAUAAUAAUAAUAAUAAUAAUAAUUACAGAGAGAAAAUAAAUAUAAUAUGAAAAAAAAAAAAAAACUAACCAUUGAGACGAAAAAAAAGGGGGCAAAAGAGAGACUGAGACUAAGCGCGCUCACCCAAAAAAAAAAAAAUUCGCGUGAAAAUUUUGAAACGCCCACCAAAUCCAAAUCCAAGCCCGCGCGCACUAAAAAAAACAAACCUCAAAAUUGAAAACACAACAAAAUAAAGCUCCAAAAUUUUUCCCCCAAAUUUCACAAAUCCCUAAUUUUUCAUUCUUCUUCUUCUUACUACUCAUACUUCUGCUACAACAAUAUUCCAAAUUCAAAUCCUUUUUCCCUUUCUUUUUGGGGUUUUCCUGUUCUUUCCUUCCUGACUCCAAAUCUUAGGGUUUUGGAUUUGUUUCCGACUGUUUGUUUUGAGGUGUAAUUUUGUUUGAUUAAGUUAUGGCUUCGGAAACCCUUGAGGAGGUGAAGAAGAAGCCUGAGGAGGAAGUUCCUGUUGAGGAAGAUAAGGAGGACAAUAAAGUUGAAGCUAAAGAAGAGGAGAAGGAGGUGAAGAAGAAGGGUUCGGAGGAGGAAAAACCAAAGGAGAAGGAAAGUGAAGGAAGUGAAGAGGAGGACGAGGAAGAGGAGAAAGAAGAUGAAGGAGGAAGUGAGGAGGAUGAGGAAAAGGAAGACGAGGAAGGAAGUGAUGGAGAAGAGAAACAAGGUGAGGAGAGUGAAGAGAAAGGUAAGAAAAGUCGAAAGACGAGCUCGAAGGUGAAGGAUGAGCUGAGUGAGUCGAAGAAGGAGCCUGUUACGCCCAGUAGUGAUAGACCGACUCGGGAGAGGAAGAUCGUUGAACGGUAUUCUGCACCUACUGUUGCCAGGUCUUCGUCGAGCAAAGGUUUAUCAAUUGAGAAGGGUCGUGGUACUCAGCUCAAAGACAUUCCAAAUGUGGCUUUCAAGCUGGGAAAGAGAAAAGGUGAUGACAACCUUCAAUUACUUCACACAAUACUAUUCGGGAAAAGAGCAAAGGUGCACACUUUAAAGAGGAAUAUAAGCCAGUUCUCUGGUUAUGUUUGGGUUGAGACUGAGCAGGAAAAACAUAGGGCAAAAAUUAGGGAGAAGCUUGACAAAUGUGUCAAGGAGAAAUUGAUGGAUUUCUGUGAUCUGCUAAAUAUUCCAAUUAGUAAGGCCUCGACAAAAAAGGAAGAGGUCUCUGCCAAAUUGCUGGAGUUUUUGGAAUCUCCACAUGCUACAACAGAUGUUUUGCUUUCUGAUAAGGACCAGAAAGGUCAAAAGCGAAAGAAGAAGGCCACACCUGGAAAAAGUCCUAGUGCUGCAGAUGGAGAAGCAUCUCCCGAAUUACCAGCCAAGAAACAAAAACAAGCAUCUAGUGGGAAAAAAGGUAAGAGUUCGCCUAAAGUUGAAGAAGAAGAGAUUGAUGAUAAGGCUGAAUCUUCAGAUGCACAGCAUGAUUCUCAUGAAGAAGAUGAUGGAGAUGAUGCAAUGCACGAGGCAAGCAAUCAUGAGGAAAAAUCUGGUGAUGAGGAAGAUAAACCGAAGGAGCAGUUGUCAAGUCCCAAAAAAUCUUCAAAAAAGGUGAAGGAGGGCUCAAAAGAUAAAAGUGGGGACAAAGCUACACCUGUUAAAAAGAGCCCACCUGUAAAAUCUGCUAAGAAAUCAGCAGACUCUACAAAGAAAUCUAGAUCUUCCUCGAAGAAAAGUGUGAGUGAUGCUGAUGAGACCUCUGGUUCUCUAACCAAGUCAAAGGGGUCUGCAUCUAAGAAACAGAAGGUUGAAAAGGAAAGUUCGAAGGGUGAUAAGGUGAAAAGUGCAAGCAAGAAAUCAUCUAGCAAAUCCUCUGGAAAGGUUUCAGCUAAGGAUCAAGGAAAAGUUAAAAGUAGCAAGAAGGCCAAAGGAGAGCCCUCUAAAGCAGAUGUGCAUGCAGUAAUUGUUGAUAUUCUGAAAGAAGUUGAUUUCAAUACUGCAACUCUAUCAGAUAUUCUAAGGCAACUCGGUACCCACUUUGGUGUGGAUUUAAUGCAUAGAAAAGCAGAGGUGAAGGACAUAAUUACCGAUGUGAUAAAUAGCAUGACUGAUGAGGAAGAUGAUGAGGGGGAUGAUGGAGAAGAAGACAAUGCUGAAGCUGGUAAUGACGACGAUGGAGAAGAGAAAGAUGGAGACAAGGGUGACGAUGACGAAGACGAAGCUUAGUGUUAGUGCAUCCAGGACCCAAACAAUUUGUAUAUUUGGAACUCCCAUGUGCAUGUGGUGGUACAUUCAUUCAAGUAGUAGAACAACUUUCUACAGAGGUUACAUCAGUGGAUUUUGAUGGUAGACUACAUUGGUUAGUUGAAUCUUGUGACCCUUUCCAGAUAAAUUUACCCAACUGGGUAUGUUUGUACCAUAUUAUUGACCUCCCCCUGUAGUAUUGAGCUGAUCUUAAUUUACUUAGCUUUACCUUUUUAUAUAUAUUUUUGAAGCUUUCCUUGUCCUAUAAAUUUAUUUAGGUGUAGCUGUUUAACUUCAACUCUUCUUUCAAUGAGCAGUGAGCUAUCUUUUGUUUCCUUC
Messenger RNA from Cannabis sativa, 2599 nucleotides. Its product is annotated as DEK domain-containing chromatin-associated protein 1. The record is from RefSeq and is a predicted model, not a curated record. Bases 488 to 2242 code for a protein of 584 amino acids. Lineage: Eukaryota; Viridiplantae; Streptophyta; Magnoliopsida; Rosales; Cannabaceae. Gene Ontology annotation, biological process: chromatin organization; regulation of double-strand break repair. Gene Ontology annotation, cellular component: nucleus. The transcript is spliced from 11 exons. Gene Ontology annotation, molecular function: histone binding; DNA binding.